Molecule: messenger RNA, 846 nt
Organism: Botrytis byssoidea
Lineage: Eukaryota; Fungi; Ascomycota; Leotiomycetes; Helotiales; Sclerotiniaceae
Exons: 1
Coding region: 1-846 (281 amino acids)
Biological process (GO): riboflavin biosynthetic process
Molecular function (GO): 5-amino-6-(5-phosphoribosylamino)uracil reductase activity
Source: RefSeq, a predicted model, not a curated record
AUGUCUUCCACCAGGGACCUUCUCCGCUUCCCAGAAACUGAUCGCGCCCGAAUAGACGAUUACCUACCAUCCAAAAGUUCUAUUUCAACUGCUCACUCAAAGUCACUUCCACAUACAACACUCACAUUUGCCACUUCUAUGGACUCUCAGAUCACCAUGCGUCCCGGCAUUGGUUCACCCUUGUCUGGCCCAGGCUCAAAAGCAAUGACGCAUUACUUGAGAUCGAAACAUGAUGCUAUAUUGAUUGGUGUCAAUACAGCAAUUGCAGAUAAUCCAAGUCUGAACUGCAGGAUAGAAGGGGUUGGAGGUUAUGGAGGCGGAAAGAGUUUAAAGGGGCAACCAAGACCGGUGAUAAUUGACCCUAAAGGCCGAUGGGAUUUCGGAGAGGAAAGUAAAAUUUUCGGGUUGGUGAAGGAUGGUAGAGGCAAAGCUCCUUGGAUCAUCACUGCCCAGAAAGAAAAUGAUAUAUCAAUUGAAAAGAGAGAAUUUCUAAUAGCGGCGAGCGGUAGGUUCAUAUAUUUAUCACCGGACCACGAAGGAAGAUUCUCCUGGCAAGAUAUUCUAGAAGCGCUCUGGAAAGAGGGGAUCGAAAGCUUGAUGAUCGAAGGAGGUGCUGGAAUUAUUAAUGUCAUGCUUGCUGAAGGUCAAAAAUUUAUAGAUGGAGUUAUAGUAACUAUAGCACCAGUAUGGCUUGGGAAGGGGGGAGUUACUGUCCUUCCAGAAAGGGAAAAUCCGGGAAAGGAGACAUUUCGGUUGAGAGGAGUAAAGUGGAUCCCGCUUGGAGAAGAUGUUGUUUGUUGUGGAAGGGUUACUGAUUUCCAACGCGAAUCUCCUGCCACGUUGUAA